AAGCGUCCUCGAAAUUGUUUCCUUUCCUCCAUGCACCCAUGCACUGCCGCUGCACAGACACCUUGUUGCGCUCAUUCGCAUCUCCUGCAGGUGCGGCAGCUGGUGCAGCAGUGGCGCCAGGCGUACAGCCAGCUGCGGUUCGAGCACCAGCGUCAGCGCGACGAGCUCGUGCACCUGGGCAUGCACGAGCGGCUCUCCGAGGACAACGAGAAGCUGCUGCGGCGCGAGAACGGCGCGCUCAAGCAGGCGCUCGCCGAGCUCGCCGACGCGGCCGUGCGGCUCAAGCGGCUGCGCGCCGAGCACGAGGCCCUGCGCGAGGACCUGGACGACGCCCGGGCCUCGCUGUACGCCGGCUCGCUCGAGCACGAGGCGAGGCAGGCCGAGCUGCGACGCCAGCUGGACGCCGAGGGUCGGGGGCGGCGCGAGGCACAGCGCAAGCUGGACGCCGAGGCCGCCGCGUGCGCCAGUCUGCGCGAGGAGGUCGAGGCCCGGGGCGCCGAGAACGCGCUGCUCGCCGCCGAGCUCAAGGAGUGCCGCGAGCGACUCGAGGCGAAGGAACAGGAGUACCGCUGCCAGCUCAUCGCAACCAAGCUGGAGCGCGACGAACAGGUCGCGAGACUCGAGGGACGCCUGCAGCGGCUCCAGACCUCGGGCCACGACGCCUGCCGGCAACAGUGUGCCGCGCUGCAGCAGGAACUGGAGCGAGCGCGGACCGAGCUCGCCCGUCGCCAAGGCGAUCCUCUUCCGGCGGAGGAACAGCCUGGUGUCGCGUCGCCUUCUCCGCCGUGGCAGAGGACGACGGCCGCCAAGGACUCCAACGCAGGGUCCGCCGAGAGCCCAGCGCAGGAACGCGCCGGAAACAGCGCUAAGCAGAAGACGUGGCCGGAGGACUUCGGCAGAUUCUGGCGCGAGGAUGCCAAGGAAGCCACCGUGCGAGCCUACGGUACGGCUCGGGGUCCGGGCCGCCAGUCCGUCGAGGCAGCGCCCGGCAACGCCUCCGAAGGGCGUCGCGCCGGCGUCCCCGCGUCGUCAUUAAUUGGUCCCGAGAAGAUUUCGAUUCGAGCAGUGCGGGCCGGCGACAAUCGAGAACCCGUCAGCGACGAAACCGUGGAUUCGACCCACAGGGCUCAGAGUGCGCGCGACUUGGUCGCCGUCGGCGACCCCGAACGUAUCGCUGCUGCCGCGUCCUCUGCCGAGACCUGUGGGGGGCCGAAUGCGGCGAGAACCCCUCUGAGGGUCAGCGACAUCAUAAAAAAGUCGGCGGGACGGCGUGGCGAACCGACCCCCGCGAAAGACGGCGCUGCUCGGCGACCCACCGUCGACGUCGGUGCGGACGUCGUCGUCAGCGAUUCGGACCGGGACCACGAAGACGAAUGCCGCGACGAAGGCCCCGGCAGCGACCUGGUUGUUAUGGUUCCGGCGACCCCGCCGACUCCGUCGAAGCAGCAGAAGAGGCGGAGGCUGUGCAUCGAAGUCGACGAAAUGCUCUUCGUCGACGCCUAGCUGUCGGGCCCUGUGUAUACCUCUUGCGUAGGGCGAUUGGAUAUAUAAUUAGUUCAUUACCGUUAUUAUUUUGAUAUUUGUGUUUGGCACGCCUGUAUAAGACUGGUGAUUGGCAUUUCGGAACAGAGACGCGAGCAGCACGAAAUGUGAACGUAUAUAUAUCACUUACUUUGUCCUAUGUAUAGCGUAAGAAGCAAUAUUCGUUAUUUUAUUCACUAUGUUACUGUUGUGUUAUUAUUCUUAGUGUUUGUUUUCCCACAGAUACGUAGACAUGUACUGAGUAAAGUUCAAGCGGGGCAGGCGGCGAGCCAAACUUACGUUGGGCUUGUUUUCUGGCAAGGUAAAAUGACUUUGUAUUCUUACAGACUUCAAAUAAAUGCGCCUCCAUUAAUAUAUCUCGUCCGUCAGAACAGUGAAAUGACUCAGCCUGAUUGUGGUCG
Dermacentor silvarum is the source of this 1943-nucleotide messenger RNA. RefSeq names its product ribonuclease Y. Lineage: Eukaryota; Metazoa; Arthropoda; Arachnida; Ixodida; Ixodidae. The transcript has 2 exons. The record is from RefSeq and is a predicted model, not a curated record. Bases 31 to 1503 code for a protein of 490 amino acids.